This is a messenger RNA of Anas platyrhynchos (mallard), 4351 nucleotides long. RefSeq names its product signal transducer and activator of transcription 3 (gene STAT3). The record is from RefSeq and is a predicted model, not a curated record. Gene Ontology annotation, molecular function: DNA binding; DNA-binding transcription factor activity. NCBI's taxonomy places the organism in Eukaryota, Metazoa, Chordata, Aves, Anseriformes, Anatidae. Gene Ontology annotation, biological process: signal transduction; regulation of DNA-templated transcription.
CUUUCCGCGGGGAAGAGCCUUGCCCGGCGGAGAGCUCGGCGCCUCCUCGGGUUCGCUCGGCUUUCCAUCGAGCAGCAGGGCUGGAGGAUUGCUCCUUCCUCGUUUCUGUGGCUUCCCGGCAGUCCCCGCCUUCCGUGCUUACUGUAAAGCUCUGCGGGCUCCUUCCCUGCCCCGCCGGAGCAGGCGCAGGACGGCCGGAGGGCGGGUGCCAGGGUCUGGCACCGGGUCCCAGCCCCGCACCGCUCGCUGCCCACCUCCAUGCCCGACACCCUUCCUCUUCCCCCCGGCGAGAAGGUCUCCGGAGCCGGCCAGGAUGGCGCAGUGGAACCAGCUGCAGCAGCUCGACACGCGCUACCUGGAGCAGCUCCACCAGCUCUACAGCGACAGCUUCCCCAUGGAGCUGCGGCAGUUCCUGGCCCCGUGGAUUGAGAGCCAGGACUGGGCGUACGCUGCCAACAAGGAGUCUCACGCCACGCUGGUGUUCCACAACCUGCUGGGGGAGAUCGACCAGCAGUACAGCCGCUUCCUGCAGGAGUCCAACGUCCUCUACCAGCACAACCUGCGGCGCAUCAAGCAGUUCCUGCAGAGCAGAUACUUGGAGAAGCCGAUGGAAAUAGCUCGCAUCGUGGCUCGCUGCCUCUGGGAAGAGUCCCGGCUCCUGCAGACGGCCGCCACCGCAGCCCAGCAAGGGGGACAGGCGACGCAUCCGACAGCAGCCGUGGUGACAGAAAAGCAGCAGAUGCUGGAGCAGCACCUGCAGGAUGUGAGGAAGAGGGUGCAGGAUCUGGAGCAGAAGAUGAAAGUGGUGGAGAAUCUCCAGGAUGACUUUGAUUUUAACUACAAGACUUUGAAAAGCCAAGGGGACAUGCAGGAUCUGAACGGGAACAACCAGUCGGUGACACGGCAGAAGAUGCAGCAGCUGGAACAGAUGCUCACGGCGCUGGACCAGAUGCGAAGGGGGAUAGUGAGCGAGCUGGCUGGCCUGCUGUCGGCCAUGGAGUACGUGCAGAAGAUGCUGGCAGACGAGGAGCUGGCGGACUGGAAGAGACGGCAGCAAAUUGCUUGCAUCGGCGGCCCACCAAAUAUCUGCUUGGACCGGCUGGAGAACUGGAUAACCUCUCUUGCCGAAUCGCAGCUACAGACCCGGCAGCAGAUCAAGAAGCUGGAAGAGCUGCAACAGAAAGUGUCCUACAAGGGCGACCCCAUCGUCCAGCACCGGCCCAUGCUGGAGGAGCGCAUCGUGGAGCUCUUCAGGAACCUGAUGAAAAGCGCGUUUGUGGUGGAGAGGCAGCCCUGCAUGCCCAUGCACCCCGACCGGCCCCUGGUCAUCAAAACCGGCGUGCAGUUCACCACCAAAGUCAGGUUGUUGGUGAAGUUCCCCGAGCUGAAUUACCAGCUGAAGAUCAAAGUCUGCAUCGACAAGGACUCUGGUGAUGUUGCAGCACUCCGGGGGUCGCGGAAGUUUAACAUCCUGGGGACGAACACCAAGGUCAUGAACAUGGAGGAGUCCAACAACGGCAGCCUCUCGGCGGAGUUCAAGCACCUGACCCUGCGGGAGCAGCGAUGCGGGAACGGAGGCAGAGCCAACUGUGAUGCCUCGCUGAUCGUGACCGAGGAGCUGCACCUCAUCACCUUCGAGACAGAGGUGUACCACCAGGGGCUGAAGAUCGACCUGGAGACCCACUCGCUGCCCGUGGUGGUGAUCUCCAACAUCUGCCAGAUGCCCAACGCCUGGGCGUCCAUCCUGUGGUACAACAUGCUGACCAACAACCCCAAGAACGUCAACUUCUUCACCAAGCCCCCCAUCGGGACGUGGGACCAGGUGGCGGAGGUGCUGAGCUGGCAGUUCUCCUCCACCACCAAGCGAGGCCUCAGCAUCGAGCAGCUGACGACGCUGGCCGAAAAACUGCUCGGGCCAGGUGUGAAUUACUCGGGCUGUCAGAUCACCUGGGCCAAGUUCUGCAAGGAGAACAUGGCUGGGAAAGGCUUCUCGUUUUGGGUCUGGCUGGACAACAUCAUCGACUUGGUGAAGAAAUACAUCCUGGCGCUGUGGAACGAGGGGUACAUCAUGGGCUUCAUCAGCAAGGAGCGGGAGCGAGCCAUCCUCAGCACCAAGCCCCCGGGCACCUUCCUGCUGCGAUUCAGCGAGAGCAGCAAGGAGGGCGGCAUCACCUUCACCUGGGUGGAGAAGGACAUCAGCGGGAAAACCCAGAUCCAGUCCGUGGAGCCUUACACCAAGCAGCAGCUGAACAGCAUGUCGUUCGCCGAGAUCAUCAUGGGCUACAAGAUCAUGGACGCCACCAACAUCCUGGUGUCCCCCCUGGUCUACCUGUACCCCGACAUCCCCAAGGAGGAGGCGUUUGGGAAGUACUGCCGCUCCGAGAGCCAGGAGCACUCGGAAGCCACCGACUCAGGUAGUGCUGCUCCCUAUCUAAAGACCAAGUUCAUCUGUGUCACCCCCACCUCCUUCAGCAACACCAUCGACCUGCCCAUGUCCCCGCGCACCCUGGACUCGCUCAUGCAGUUCGGUAACAGCAGCGAGGGAGCCGAGGCCAACGCGGCGGCCAGUUCGAGUCGCUGACCUUCGACAUGGAGCUGACCCCGGAGUGCGCUUCUUCACCGAUGUGACCUGCUGCCCCCUGCUCGUGGGACCCCCCCCGGCUCGGGCUGCCCCCACUGCCCCCCGGUCUCACCCCGUUAGGUCUCGUCCUCUCUGGGCCUGUUCCCUGGAGGAGCUGGGGGCCGUGAUCCCUGCCACCGACUCCUCCUGUGACCCACCCGAACGCCCACCUCUCGGCGGUGGUGCUGGUUGUCUCUCUGGGGGGAGAGGGGGGACGAGGAGGGGGGGGUCGAACCUUUUUCUAUUUCCUUCCGUAAUGUUUUUUUUUUUUUUUUUUAAUCCUUGUUUUGCUCAUUCAAGUGCCUCUUAGCCUCCGAUCGCAGCCUUGGUUCUUACAAACGCUUCCGCAGCCCCUGCCCUCGAACGCUGCUCUCCGACCGCCCGCGGCCAUCGCACGAGCCUGGAUUUCUCCUCCGGGGGGCCAAGAGGGCACCAACCAGCCCUAACCUCCUCCGGGGGGGUCACCGGUUUCCAACGGGUCCCCUGGCAGCCCCCCGGGAGCUGGUGGAGGGGGCUCACCUCUGCGCCUCCCGCUGGCCCCCUGCUCGUGGCCACCAGCACCCAGCGAGCGGCUCCGCGUUGAGCCCAGUUUUCCAUCCCCGUCCUCGGGGGCUCUGCCGGGAGCAGGGGGCUUCGGUAGGCUCCCCGUGCUUGCUGCUGCCCUCCUGCUGCGGGCAGAAAGAGGCCGUGAGAUGCAGCAGCCCCAGGCACAGGCUGUUUUCCCUGCUGGGCAGAGCCCCCCAGGGCAGGGGGGCGAAGCGUCCCGGCACCGGUGCGCGCCCCUGAGCGCGCAGUGGUUGCAUCUCGGGUCCCUUUUGGGACCGGGGCUGGGUGUCCAGGCUCGGCCCUUUCCCCUCUGACACUGCUCGUGGUGGCUGGGGAGGGGGCUUGCAGCUCCUGGGGGGCUUCGUGAGGUGCUCGGGUUGGGGUCAGGCUGUGGCUGUGGGGCUAGGAGGUGGCGAGGGUGGAAGGGAGUGGGGUGGAUGAAGGCGGGGGGGGUUGGAGAAGCUGCUCCGUGCUCCCCCAGCCCGGGGCAGCCCUCCUGCCCUUCCCACCCAGGUUUUGGUUCAUCCCCAGCCUGAAGGAGAGGUUGGGGGGCAAGGAAAGGGGGGGGAGAAGCAGAUUGAGAGCUGCUGACCCCCCCCCAGAGAGCAGCUGGGAGCCCCUUGCGGCACCAGGGGCUGUGGGGUGGCACGGGGGGGGGUGCGUGCACUAUGGGGCAGAGCGGUGGGACCCGAGAGGUGCUGGUACCAGCAGAGAUGUCUUACUGGGGGCAGCACGAGGGGGUGUGCAGGUCUUGGUUCUGUAGGGGGAGAGAUGCCCACCUGGCUGGUAUCCAGUGGCCACGCUGUGGGGCUGGGGGAGCUCUGGUGGCUUCGGGGCACGGCUCCAGCUUUUAUACCCCAUUCUGCCGGGGCAUGCCUGGUCAGGAUCAGGCAGGGAGCCAGAGGGCAGCGUCGUGGGCAGGGCAGGAUCCGUCCCGUGCCCCGGGAAAGGGGAAAAGGGCUGCGGGGUCGGUCGUGGCCACCCUUGGGCAGGACGGGGGCCCUUUGGAGUCGGUGGGUGCUCAGAGGGGAUGAGGGGGAUGCCGGUCGCUUGUCCCCCUGUUGCUGGCGCAGUCACCGUAGCCCCGGGCAACUUUCAAUACUGUAAAAAAUUUUAUUUUUUUGUAUAUUGUAUUGCUGUAUCUACAGGCUUGAACUUUCUCCAAAAUAAAAGGCUCUCAAGCGA